Ylistrum balloti is the source of this 1353-nucleotide messenger RNA. RefSeq lists its product as uncharacterized. The record is from RefSeq and is a predicted model, not a curated record. The transcript is spliced from 8 exons. The coding region runs from base 1 to 1353 and encodes 450 amino acids. NCBI's taxonomy places the organism in Eukaryota, Metazoa, Mollusca, Bivalvia, Pectinida, Pectinidae.
AUGGAUGAUGUUGCUCGCAAUGAACGUGAACAGAUAUUGUGGACUGUAGGAGAGCUACAGGCAAUGUUAAAUGGAAUUGUACAGGACAUUAUGGAGUUUUCAACACUGGUGGGCAACAUGAUUUAUAAAGAGAGAGAUGAGGAACAAGUCCAGCAGCCAUCUCUUAAAACUUUUGACUUUGCACAAACUUCCAUUGCUCCCAAGGUCAAGGGAAAAAAACCAAUCACUGACCGCAAAGAACUGGAGGCAAAGGACAAAAAGAGUCAAGUGUUCUUCCUUGGUCAGCGAGCAGUUGGCACUGUCCGAGAAAUCUACGACAUUUUGUCUUCUUCCCUUGAGUUGUUGCAUGAAGAAUUCGAAAUGAUAUAUCGCUCCUUCAAGGAUGUCCAACAGCGUAAAGCCAUCGAGAAAGCACUGUUGUCUGGUCAACUGCCAGAAAACAUCAAACUUCCUGGACACGAGGCCAGUGGAGGACCUGGUCAGGCCAGUAUGAAGUUCCAUGGAGCCACCACAGAGUCACUCCUCACCUACUACAUUCACGCCUACGGUCAACUUCAAAAGACUCAGAGGCAGAAACGGGCUGGUCCCAAUGAUACCAGUGGUCCUGAACGUGGUUACAUGCUCUCGGAGAACAUCACAACCGAACAUCGUACUAAGACCCUGUCCGUCACCAGUAUUACAUCAGACACAGCUAACACAAUGCAGAAUGCUGUCAUGGUGCUGGGAAUUCAUCGCUCGAAGUCCGAAGUAGACAUCAACAGUAUUAUUUCCAAUGAUUCUACAACUUCUUUGAAGCGGUCACAGACACAUGUGUUUGUGUCAACAAAAGGCGGUGAACAUAUCAAACCAGAGACAAUGUCGUUCAUGCGGGAGGAGGCAAGGGUUGCAACAACAACUGUACCCAAGAAAGGCCUGAUCAAAUUGACAGCCCUAGAAAACGAACUCGAUGGAACAUUCAAUUUUGGUAUACAUGAGCGUGAUGAUACGUCAGAUUUAGAGGAGAUUGAGCGCCAAAGACGUAAACACAGUGUGACUCUAGGCAAACAGAAGAUGCUGAUCCGACGAAAGAACAUUCAGGAACAGAUAUUGGCCGGGAAGCAAAUCUUGGAAGCGGAGGAAAGACAGAAGGAAGAGGAGGUAGACAUGGAGAAAGCACUGGAGGAGUACACAAUGGGGGAGCUAUCCCAGAAUAUCACACAGUAUAUUGGUAGUCAUAAGAAGAGAGUUGGGUCAAGCUUGAUGAAUGAAAAAUCUAAGUCCAAAGUAUAUGAACAAGAAGAGGAACAGAAGCAACAAAGGGCAAUAACUCUACCUGCUAUAAACACACUAAAUAUCAAUGUGUUUGGGAGCUAG